UGGUUUCAACAUGAUGAAGACUUGGAAUGCAGCCAUUGUGAUAGUUAUUAUCACUCCCAUCAGUGCUGAUCUUCCAGUAGAUACAAAUGAAUCAAUAUCGCUUUUUCGUGCUGUCAGUGAAAUAGUUCUUCGGUUACUUUCGGAUACUACAAUCAGAACGCUGCAUUUUCUCACAAAUUCCAGUGACCUAUCUUUAGAUGAUUUGCUCUCAAACAUUGGUGAAAAGAUUGAGCGUCCCGUUGAGAUAAAUAGUGGAAAUUAUCAAAAAGAUGAUGCUGCCAUCAUGUUUGUAGACUCUGAUUGGCUGGAAUACGAGGUUAUUGAUGAUUUCAAGCAGAUAAGCUUUCUUCUCUUGAUUGUGAAUGUGGUGAACCAAACCGAGUCUGUAACUUCGAUUGUAAGCAGUCUAAGGACUACCGACAUAGUGAGAAUUGCUAUCGUGUCGUACGAUACUAUGAAGUCAGCUGAGAACGCUGUAGUCAACAUUUCGGAAUACUCCAGAUACAAAACAAGGAACUGUGAAAAUAAUCACAUUUUAGUCGAAAUAUCUUUAAAAGCAGUGGGUUUUGAUUCAAUUCCGAGAAAUAUAUCUACAGAAAAAUCACACAUCGAUUUCCAAGGAUGUCUCAUGGACAUUGGAGUAGGAUUAUUGGCACCAUUUACUAUUGUCACACCAAAUGGAUGCGAGCUGAUGUAUUCAGGGCUAGAAGUGGAAAUGAUGAAAACACUGGCAGUGCAUUUCAAUUUCAAAAUGCGAUUUGUUCAUCCUCCAAAUGGAAUGCAAUGGGGCAUUCUGCGUGAAAAUGGUAGCACUGGUCUCAUGGCAAUGAUACAGGAUACUAAAGUGGAUUUUGCAAUAGGAUCGAUCGCCUGUUCUCUCAUGCGAAACAAACUGCUGAAAGGUGGAGUAGGAAGCUUCUAUGAUCAGUUGAUAUUCGGCAUGCCUAUAGGAAUCCCUUACACCCCACUGCAGAAGCUGGCUAUGCCUGUGACUAAUAGUGGCUGGAUUUUCAUCAUUUUAGCAUGUAUUGUGGUAUCGAUACUUUUUGCAUAUGAUGUAGACAAACAGUCUUUCGAUAAGCGAAAAUUUUCAUUGAUCGAUGUGUGGUUCAUACUCCUGGGAGGACUAAUGUACAACUCUCCAGAUAAAUUUUUUGGUAAACUUGUAUUGAUUGGAUGGUUGAUUGUGACUAUGAUUUUUAGAAAUGCUUAUCAGGCUAUAUUGUUUGACCACCUAAAAAGUGGGGUAGAAUUCGAGCCCAUCUUGACCUUAGAUGAUAUGUUCAGAGCAGGAUUAAAAUUUUACAUGUACAACGUUUCCCAGCGACAUUUUACAAGAAGCACGCAGAUCAUGAAGAGGGCAGUGAUAGUUAGUGACAAUGUGUCACUGCAGGAUGUUCUUGGCGAUAUUGCUGACAAUAAACUGAUGGCAGCGUUUCCACUGCCGAGGUCCAACAUAGACUACUUCAACAAGCUACGACUGUUCGGGUCAAAGGUUCACAUCAGUCGAUUCGUUAUUGAAAGUUAUGAGGUGGCAACACAUUACCCUAUCGAUUCUCCUUUGGUCGCACUUUUUGAUGACAUGGUGCUGAGAAUCCGUGCUGCAGGACUCCAUUACUACUGGGCUAGACAGCUUCAAGGAUCCGUUAUUGACGAUUUGGCGGAGCAUAAACAGCUGAAUUUGCAUAACCUACUAGCAGCAUUUAUCAUUCACAGGAUACUAUGCAGUCUCAGCUGCAUUGUUUUUAUUGUGGAAGUAUUUGUUGAAAAGAUAACUCGAUUGAUAUUCAUUGAAUAA
Molecule: messenger RNA, 1798 nt
Organism: Aedes aegypti (yellow fever mosquito)
Lineage: Eukaryota; Metazoa; Arthropoda; Insecta; Diptera; Culicidae
Gene: Ir7p
Exons: 2
Coding region: 11-1798 (595 amino acids)
Cellular component (GO): membrane
Molecular function (GO): glutamate-gated receptor activity
Source: RefSeq, a predicted model, not a curated record